AUGAAUGAAAGAAAUCCUUACAAAAAUUAUUUCAAUUCCUUUUUAUUAGAUGGAAUUGAAUACAAAUAUUUUGAUUUAUGCGCCUUUGGGGAUGCUUAUCAAAGGUUACCCUAUUCGAUAAGAGUUUUAUUAGAGUCGGCAGUUAGGAACUGUGACAACUUUCAAGUAACAGAAAACGACGUAAAAAAUAUUUUACAAUGGGAGACAAAUCAAAAAGUACCUGGUGGAGUAGAAGUAGCUUUCAAACCUGCACGUGUAAUUCUUCAGGAUUUCACUGGAGUUCCAGCAGUGGUUGAUUUUGCUGCUAUGAGAGAUGCUGUAAAAUUAUUAGGAGGAGAUCCUGACAAAAUAAAUCCCAUUUGUCCAUCUGAUCUUGUAAUUGAUCAUUCAGUUCAAGUAGAUUUUGUUAAAACUUCUGAUGCAUUACAAAAAAAUGAAGAUUUAGAAUUUGAGAGAAACAAAGAAAGAUUCACAUUUUUAAAAUGGGGUGCAAAAGCAUUUAGAAAUAUGUUAAUCGUACCUCCAGGCUCAGGAAUUGUUCAUCAAGUGAAUUUGGAACAUUUGGCUAGAUUGGUGUUCAAUGUUGAUAAUUUAUUAUAUCCUGAUUCAGUUGUCGGCACUGAUUCUCACACAACAAUGAUUAAUGGUAGGCUAGGAGUAGUAGGAUGGGGAGUAGGAGGUAUUGAAGCAGAAGCUGUAAUGUUGGGCCAAUCAAUAUCUAUGCUUUUGCCAGAAGUGGUUGGGUACAAAAUUACUGGAACUCUCGGGCCAUAUGUUACAUCAACAGAUCUGGUUUUAACUAUAACAAAGCAUCUCAGGCAAUUGGGAGUUGUUGGAAAGUUUGUUGAAUUUUUCGGUCCUGGUGUAUCUGCACUGAGCAUCGCUGAUAGGGCAACCAUAAGCAACAUGUGUCCCGAAUAUGGAGCAACAGUUGGUUUUUUCCCUGUUGACCAAGAGAGUUUAGAUUACUUAAAAAAAACAAAUAGACCCGUAAGCAAAAUCAAAGUCAUGGAGCAUUAUCUUAAAACGACUAAAAUGCUUAGAGAUUAUGCUGACUCUACGCAAGACCCUGUUUACAGUCAGGUCAUAGAACUUGACCUAGGAACAGUUGUAAGUUCAGUUAGUGGUCCUAAGAGACCACAUGACCGUGUAUCUGUCAGCGAAAUGAAAACAGACUUUUUGAACUGUCUCACAAAUAAGGUGGGAUUCAAAGGUUUUGGAUUGAACGCCGAACAAACAAAGGCUAUGUGUUCGUUUAAUUACGAAGGUAAAGAUUAUAUUCUCAAACAUGGAUCUGUUGUGAUUGCUGCUAUCACCAGUUGUACAAACACAAGUAACCCGAGUGUCAUGUUAGGAGCUGGAUUGUUAGCAAAAAAAGCUGUUCAAGCAGGCCUUACGACCUUACCUUACAUAAAAACGUCUCUUUCGCCUGGUUCAGGGGUUGUAACGUACUAUCUGAAAGAAAGUGGCGUCGUACCAUACCUCGAGCAAUUAGGAUUUUCAGUUGUGGGAUAUGGAUGCAUGACUUGUAUUGGUAAUUCUGGACCACUUCCACCAUCUGUUGUCGAAGCUAUUGAAAAAGCGGAUUUGGUUUGUUGUGGCGUUCUUUCUGGAAAUCGUAAUUUCGAGGGUAGAAUUCACCCCAACACAAGAGCUAACUACUUGGCAUCUCCUUUAUUAGUAAUAGCUUACACGAUUGCCGGAAGAGUGGAUAUCGAUUUCGAAACCGAACCUCUUGGAAUGACUCCCGAUGGCAAAGAAAUAUACCUUCGAGACAUUUGGCCUACCAGAGCAGAAAUCCAAGAAGUGGAAAAAAAACAUGUAAUUCCUGUUAUGUUUGAAGAAGUAUACGGAAAAAUACAAAAUGGCUCUCUCUCGUGGCAAAGCAUUCAAGCACCUCCCUCCAAAUUAUACCCAUGGAAUGAAACUUCAACUUAUAUCAAAAAACCACCAUUUUUCGAUGGAAUGACUAGAGCACUACCUGGAGUGAAAUCAGUCAAAAAUGCCAGAGUUUUACUAAACUUGGGAGAUUCGGUAACAACUGAUCAUAUAUCUCCAGCCGGAAGUAUUGCGAGAAACAGUCCAGCAGCUCGGUUUUUAGCAUCAAAGGGGUUAAUGCCGAGAGACUUCAACUCGUACGGAUCGAGAAGAGGAAAUGACGCAGUAAUGGCACGUGGUACUUUCGCUAACAUCCGGCUUGUUAAUAAAUUCAUGAAUCAACCAGGGCCGAAAACAAUUCACAUCCCAACAGGAGAAGAGAUGGAUGUCUUCGACGCUGCCGAACGGUACAAAAUGGAAAAUACUCCCUUAAUCAUUCUCGCCGGUAAAGAUUACGGAUCGGGAUCGUCCAGAGACUGGGCUGCAAAAGGACCGUACUUAUUGGGCAUAAAAGCAGUGAUUGCAGAAACUUACGAAAGGAUUCACAGAUCUAACCUGGUUGGAAUGGGAAUAAUACCCCUACAAUAUUUGGAGGGCCAAGAUGCUGAAAAAUUGAAACUCACCGGAAAGGAAACUUAUACGAUUGACAUACCAGACGAUGUCAAACCGUUGCAAAAAAUUACAGUGAAUCUGAACGACGGAAGAAGCUUCGAUACAAGAUUGAGAUUAGAUACAGAAGUAGAAUUAACUUACUAUAAAAAUGGUGGAAUUUUAAAUUACAUGAUUAGAAAAAUGUUGGAUUAG
Pediculus humanus corporis (human body louse) is the source of this 2682-nucleotide messenger RNA. RefSeq names its product aconitase, putative. The record is from RefSeq and is a predicted model, not a curated record. The transcript is spliced from 16 exons. The coding region runs from base 1 to 2682 and encodes 893 amino acids. Lineage: Eukaryota; Metazoa; Arthropoda; Insecta; Psocodea; Pediculidae. Gene Ontology annotation, biological process: tricarboxylic acid cycle; citrate metabolic process. Gene Ontology annotation, cellular component: cytosol; mitochondrion. Gene Ontology annotation, molecular function: aconitate hydratase activity; 4 iron, 4 sulfur cluster binding.